Molecule: messenger RNA, 545 nt
Organism: Pollicipes pollicipes
Lineage: Eukaryota; Metazoa; Arthropoda; Thecostraca; Pollicipedomorpha; Pollicipedidae
Product: tectonic-2-like
Exons: 4
Coding region: 153-545 (130 amino acids)
Biological process (GO): cilium assembly
Source: RefSeq, a predicted model, not a curated record
GUAAAUUGGUGUCUUUUUCGACGGAAGCAAAGGUACGUCAUUGAUGGUGGGUACGUUGAUCUGUGGGCUACGUUUUCAUUAUCAGUGAUCAAUGAUAUUGAUUCCAGGUCCAUGGCAUUAAUGUUAUGUGCAUAGCAUCUAAAUAAAGCAAGAUGUAUUCACCCCUCUUUGUCUGGCUGCUGCCAUUCACCACACUUCAUGCUGUAAUGUGGCAGGCAGCUGGUGCGUCGGCCGCCGCGGCCGAGCUCAACCUGGGCCGACGGCCGGUGCUGCUGGACAGUGCUGUCUGCGAAUGUGACCUGACAGGCGCGCGGUGCGACCCUCACUGCUGCUGUGACCCGGACUGCGCCGACACCGCCGCUCCCUGUCCGCGUGCCGACCGGCUGGGACCGCCGGCCGUGCACCGGUGCUCGGCCGCCAACCGACCCCCAUGGCACUCCGUGUUCUGCGUGGUGGCCGACAACUCGCCGUUCCUGGGCAGCUUCCACAAGUUGGCGCCGGCCGCCGACCUGUCGCUGUUUUCACCGCCUCUGCGCCGUGCAUGA